Molecule: messenger RNA, 2473 nt
Organism: Cornus florida
Lineage: Eukaryota; Viridiplantae; Streptophyta; Magnoliopsida; Cornales; Cornaceae
Product: protein STRUBBELIG-RECEPTOR FAMILY 2
Exons: 16
Coding region: 37-2280 (747 amino acids)
Biological process (GO): protein phosphorylation
Molecular function (GO): ATP binding; protein kinase activity; protein binding
Source: RefSeq, a predicted model, not a curated record
CGUUGUGUGAUUAACUACAAUCUGCUUCUUGGGAAGAUGGCUACGUGGUGUAUCUGGUUAUAUCUCACUGUAAUUGUCUUCUCGGCAAUUCUGGUAUCGCAGGCUUCCGCCUACACCAAUCCUCUCGAUGUCAAAGCCCUUCAAGGCCUGUACAUAGCACUGAACGGCCCACCACAGCUCAAGGAAUGGAAAUCAGUUGGCGGGGAUCCAUGCGAAGAAUCAUGGAUAGGAGUUUCAUGUUUUGAGUCAUCAGUUAUACAAAUUAAACUUAAUGGCCUAGAGCUCAAUGGAACUCUGGGGUUCCAACUCUCAGAUCUCCAUAAUUUGAAGCAACUGGAUGUUAGCUCCAACAACAUUCAGGGUGAAAUUCCAUACAGCUUACCUCUUAAUGCCACGCAUAUAAAUUUGGCAUGCAACAAUUUCAGCCUGUAUAUUCCCUACUCCUUGACUUUAAUGAAAAAUCUUCGCCAUUUGAACUUGAGCCACAAUUCGCUAUCUGGACCUGUCGGGAAUGUAUUCACUGGCCUACAAAAUCUUAGAGAAAUGGAUCUAUCAUACAAUAACUUCACUGGAGAUUUACCAAGCUCAUUCGGAGAUCUGACUAAUCUCACUGGAUUGUUCUUGCAGAAUAAUAAAUUUACUGGCUCGGUAGCUUUUUUGGCUGGUCUCCCUCUAUCUAACUUGAACAUCCAAGAUAACAAUUUUAGUGGCGUAAUUCCAAGUCAGCUUCGAUAUGUAAAAAACCUUUGGAUUGGAGGGAAUAGAUUUCAGGUAGGAGAAAACUAUCCAGCCUGGGAUUUCCCUCUGGAAACUAUGCCCUCUGAGCGGAAUAUCAGUAGUCCCCCAACUACCAAGUCAAGUGCCAUUGAAAACUAUCCUCCUCGCAGAGUAGCUGGACACAAGAAGAAAAGACUAGGCCCGGGAGGAAUUGCCUUUAUGGUUGGUGGUGGAACUCUGGUGGCAACCUGUGCAGCACUCAUCAUUCUGAUACGCAUUCAGCGAUCUCGUACCCAAAAGCUCCCAAGUGUGGAGAUCGGUGAGGGCUCCCAGAAUUCUCCUCCACUCAGUACAGCAAGAGUUGAGAAUUUUUAUCAACAUUAUUCUUCUGCUGCACCGGAAGAGAGCCCACAGAUCUUUCCUAUUAGCUCUCCACCUGUGGCAUUGGUUGCUUCAAGCCUAAUACCAUCUGUUUGCCCCAGAACUGAAAAAUUGUCAAGAAGACGAAGUUUCAGUAAGAAGCACAUAAUCUCACUAAGUGCAAAAUUUUACACUGUGGCAGAGCUUCAGUCAGCAACAAACAGCUUCAGCGAAGAGAACCUUCUUGGAGAGGGAUCCCUUGGUUCUGUUUACAAAGCAGAGUUCCCUGAUGGACAAAUUUUGGCUGUGAAGAACAUUAAGACAGCCGCACUGUCUCUCAAUGAAGAAGAACAAUUCUUGGACGUGAUUCGUCGUACAGCCAGACUGAGGCACCCUAACAUUGUAGCACUUCUUGGAUAUUGUGUUGAGCAUGGACAGCAUCUCCUUGUGUACGAGUAUAUCAGAAAUUUGUCUCUUGAAUAUGCUUUGCAUUGUGAUGCUUAUAUGCCUCUGUCUUGGGGCCUCCGCAUCCGAAUUGCUCUUGGCAUAGCUCGGGCAUUAUCGUAUUUGCAUUCCACAUGCUUCCCUGCAAUCGCUCAUUGCAACUUAAAGGCUGCUAACAUCUUGCUUGAUGAAGAGCUUAUGCCUCGUAUUUGUGACUGUGGUCUAGCUAUUUUGAGGCCGCUUACGAGCAACAGUGUUAAAGUUAAGGCUUCCGAAAUGGCUCUGGGUGAUACUGUCUACAUUGCACCAGAGCAUGUUCACCAUGGAGAUAACAGCACGAAGUGUGACGUCUAUGCCUAUGGAGUGUUGCUUUUAGAGCUGUUAACAGGAAGGAGGCCUUUCGAUAGUUCAAGACCAAGGGAAGAACAAUCUUUGGUGAAAUGGGCUUCAUCUCGACUUCAUGAUAACGAGUCUUUGGAUGAAAUGGUUGAUCCAACCAUCAAAAGAACACUGUCCUCCAAGUGUCUCUCCCGGUUUGCUGAUAUUGUGUCCCUCUGUAUUCAGCCUGAGAAGGAAUUCCGGCCACCGAUGUCAGAAAUAGUGGAGCAUCUGACAAGCCUGUUACAAAGGGUGGGAACAGGGAAAAGCAACAUAGCGGAUACCAGUACCAGUGAAGCUGCUGACCCCUUUGACAAGUCCUUCCGUUCAACCCAAACUCGCUUCUUUGGCUCUCCUACUGUCAGCUUUAGGUCGGCCUGAUAUCAUAGAGCAAAAGCUAUGGAUGGAUUUGCCUUAAAUGUGUGUGUUGUUGUUUUUGAGCAUGAUGAUUUUGUAAUGUUAGUUCUGUGAUUCUCAGAGCAACAUAUCCAUUUGUCCAGUUCUCCACUUCAUGUAUUACAAACAAACAGUAUCUUUCUUGCACAACAGACUUGUGGUUCAUUAAUGUUCUUAA